Momordica charantia (bitter melon) is the source of this 1561-nucleotide messenger RNA. RefSeq lists its product as uncharacterized. Lineage: Eukaryota; Viridiplantae; Streptophyta; Magnoliopsida; Cucurbitales; Cucurbitaceae. The record is from RefSeq and is a predicted model, not a curated record.
AUAAUUUUCCACUCUCAACUCUGGUUCUGGAAUUGCUGGUCUCAACUCGAGUAGCUGCUCGUUCGCGGGAGCUAAUUUGGGUCACUUGAAUUCUCUACUACGUGGUUUAAUUCCUCAAAUGGCUUUUCUGUUUCAGAAAUUUCAAGAGGCUGUGAAGGUUCUUGCAAAAAAUCCAAUGUUUUCGAGGGAUCCAAGGCGCCUGCAGUUCGAAGCAGAUAUGAACCGCUUGUUCCUUUUCACCAGCUACAACCGUUUGGGGAGGAAUGCUGCUGAGGCUGAUGCAGAGGAGAUUAUUGACAUGGCCAGUAAAGCUUCCUUCGCUGAUCAACAAAAGCAAGUGCAAGAGAACAUCCAUUCACAGGUUAAAAGCUUCUGCAUGCAUAUGGAUGAAGUUCUUCUUCCAGAUAUGAGAAAGAGCAAUGAACCUGCAGAAUCACCCGAACAAUCCAAUGAUGCUGUUCGAAAAAGUGGUCUUAGUUUUGCUGUUGGCAGAAAUAAUCCAACUACUAACGUUGCUGAUAUCCCGAAGACGAGGCCGUUGAGACGAUCUGAACUUUCUCAGAAAUUAAAGGAUGCAAUUGGCUACACUCUUGAUAUCAAGCCAUCUCAAAUCCCUCACAAAGAUGCUGGACAAGGUCUAUUUAUAGAUGGCGAAGCUGAUGUCGGAUCUGUUGUAGCAAUAUACCCGGGCGUUAUCUACUCCCCUGCUCAUUAUCAGUACAUUCCUGGAUAUCCAAGAGUUGAUGCUCAGAAUCCAUAUCUGAUCACAAGGUACGACGGGACUGUAAUCAAUGCCCAACCUUGGGGUUUGGGUGCUGAUACCCGUGAGGUAUGGGAUGGCUUAACUGUUCCCAAAAGUAACCCGAUCAAACAAGGUGAUGAGAAAUCAGAUCGCCUUUGGCGAAUGCUGAGCAAACCGCUAGAAGCCAAGCAAAUGGAGCAUGGUAGUGAUGCUUUAGAGCGUAGAAACCCGCUAUCCUUUGCUCAUUUUGCCAACCACCCGGCUAAGGAUAUGGUUCCAAAUGUUAUGCUUUGUCCUUACGAUUACCCCUUGACAGAAAAGGACAUGAGAGUUUAUAUUCCGAAUGUAUUGUUUGCAAAUGAAGAAGUGAACAUGAAGAGGCUUGGUAGCUUUUGGUUCAAGUCUGGACGUUCAAGAAUCAACGGAUCAGAUACUCCCAUUUUGAAGACAAUAGUUCUCGUGGCAACUCGGGCGCUCUGCGAUGAAGAAGUGCUCUUAAAUUAUAGAUUGAGCAACUCCAAGCGUCGGCCAUCAUGGUAUACUCCUGUUGAUGAAGAGGAGGAUAGGAGGAGAUGGAGUUGAAUCAUCUCGACAAAGGUUUGUUUGUGAGUUCAGAUAACUCUUGCAAUAACAGUAAUUUUUGUAGGCAAAAAUUUUUCUCCUCAAACUUUAGUGAUUUUGCAUGCUACAAGAUUUAACUUAUUAUGGCUUUAAAGUUUAUAUGAUGUACGUUAAUAAGGUUCAUUGAGAGAGUAAUACUUAAAUCUUCGGAAGCUUGUUUCAAAUUUCCAUGAGUUGAAUGGAACUAUUUGCCAUGAA